AAUGUCGCAUUUGUUCGACAGAAUUGUCGUACAUAAACAAAUCCACCUCCUCAAUGCUGAGGCAUCAUAGGGCCAGGCAUGAAAAUGAAGUUCCAGAGACACCCAGGAUAAACUCAGCUACCAGAAAGCAGAUGCUGGAUGAGGCUCUGCUGAACUUCAUUGUGAAGGACUGCCAGCCCCUCAGCAUUGUGGAGAGUGAAGGGUUCAGGGAACUGGUGCAGGUCCUUGAGCCAUCAUAUGUUUUGCCUACCAGAAAGACCAUCAAAAAAAUGCUGGUGACAAAAUAUGAGGAGGAACGGGAACGAGUGAAAUUGGAAGUACAGCAAGCUGUGGCAGUGAGUAUAACAGCUGACAUGUGGACAUCUGUAAACAUGGAGGCUUACUUGGCUCUUACCUGCCACUACAUAAAUGAUAAUUUGCAGUUGUGUACAUCUGUGUUGGGUGUGCAAUACUUUCCACAAAGUCACACUGCUGACAAUUUGGCCCAGGUCAAAAGGGACAUGAUGGCAGACUGGGCCAUAACUAAUAAAGUAAAGUGUUUUGUGACCGACGCAGCACCAAACAUGAUUGCAUCCACUAGACAGCUCCAAAUUCGACACUCAAUUUGCAUUGCACAUAGUCUUAAUUUAUUAGUUAGAAAAUCAUGUGACCAGAUCCCCACACUUGCAUCCAUCAGACACAAAGCUAGGCACAUUGUCACAUACUUCAGAUCGAGCACUACAGCUAAGGAAAAGCUUGCUCAAGUGCAGCAACAGAUGGGACGGCCAACCCUGAAACUCAUCAAUGAGGUGGCAACACGCUGGAAUAGCACAUAUGAAAUGCUGUCAAGGCUACAUGAUGAGAAGGAGUCAGUGUGGGUAUCUCUGGCCUCUCUAAAAACAGAUUUGACUCCACUUACAGCUGAUGAGUUUAACAUCGUAGGAGAAACACUUAUUGUGCUUGCUCCUUUCCAUCAAGCCACAGUGGAGUUGUCUGAGGAGAGGCGAGUGUCAGGGUCAAAGGUCAUCCCGAUGAUGAAAAUGCUGUACCUUGCACUAGAGCAUAGUGCUUCAACAUUGCAAACACAGGCAGCCAAACACCUCCAUGAAAAUUUGAAGCGUCGAGUCACAGACACUGCUUCCAACCUGGAGUCAUUAAGUGUGUUGACCCUAGCAACACUUCUUGACCCCAGAUAUAAAUCACUCGGGUUCCGCAGUUCUUUUAAAUUAAAUGACGCCAUCGUUCGCCUACGCUCCGAAUGUGCGUCUGUCAUGGGACACACAAAUGAGCCCCUGCCAGGACCAUCUGCAGAACAGCUGUCUGCACCCACUUCAGGCAUUUAUUCAGCAUUAUUUGUUUGUUGUUGUUUGAAAUCAUGUAAUAAAAUGCAUAUUUUUUGUUUUUAAGAUAACCUUUGGAAACAUCUGGAUAUGGAAGUGGGAAGGCAGACAAAAAACUCUACUGUAGAUGCCA
Messenger RNA from Entelurus aequoreus (snake pipefish), 1452 nucleotides. Its product is annotated as E3 SUMO-protein ligase ZBED1-like. Lineage: Eukaryota; Metazoa; Chordata; Actinopteri; Syngnathiformes; Syngnathidae. The record is from RefSeq and is a predicted model, not a curated record. The coding region runs from base 54 to 1385 and encodes 443 amino acids. The transcript is spliced from 3 exons.